Messenger RNA from Peniophora sp. CBMAI 1063, 318 nucleotides. Lineage: Eukaryota; Fungi; Basidiomycota; Agaricomycetes; Russulales; Peniophoraceae. The record is from the annotation of a GenBank genome assembly.
AUGAUCACCCGCGUACUCUGCCGCCUGCCACGCGCGCACCCACGAACCCCGCGGCGCCUCAUGUCCACCCAGGACAAAUUCAACCGCCCGAUGCCGCACCCGCUCCCGCCUGCCCAGCAGCGCGAGUUUGAGGAACUCAUUCGCGCCGCGAACGAGGGCGCCUCCCACCCGGACACCCCCCGGCCCGUCCAGCCGACGUUCGAGGGCGACGUCAACCCACACACCGGCGAACGCGGUGGCCCCAAGCGCGAGCCGGUGCAGCGAUGGUCAGAGGACGAUCCGGAGUGGUCGCUCAAGGGUCGCGUCUCGGAUUUCUAA